AUUUUGUUGUAAUUCUGUGUUGUUAUGAUCAUUUUUCUAGAUAUUCUUUCAUCGUUGCUAGAACUAUAACAACUCGCUAGUGAAUUUUUUACCUUUUUCAAAAUAAUGAAUAUGUAGAAUGUAUUGCCCGUCAUGUUAAUCGACUCGUAAUGUUCCUAUGUAAUCGAUAUAAAAACGGUUGUAAUAGUAUAUUUGGUGAAAAUGGCGGCCGGCCCGAUUGCUGAAAGGAAUCAAGAUGCCACAAUUUAUGUGGGUGGUUUGGAUGAAAAAGUUACAGAAGCUUUGAUGUGGGAACUAUUUGUUCAGUCGGGUCCAGUUGUAAAUGUCCACAUGCCUAAAGAUCGUGUAACACAGAUGCAUCAAGGCUAUGGCUUUGUAGAGUUCAUGGGGGAAGAAGAUGCAGAUUAUUCGAUUAAGAUAAUGAACAUGAUAAAAUUGUAUGGGAAACCGAUACGCGUUAACAAGGCAUCAGCUCACCAGAAGAAUCUGGACGUUGGUGCUAACAUUUUUAUUGGGAACCUGGAUCCAGAGGUGGAUGAGAAACUUCUUUAUGACACAUUUUCUGCAUUUGGUGUUAUUCUUCAGACACCUAAGAUCAUGCGUGAUCCUGAGACAGGGAACUCAAAAGGGUUUGCAUUCAUCAACUUUGCAAGCUUUGAUGCUUCUGAUGCCUCCAUUGAAGCGAUGAACGGACAGUAUCUGUGUAACCGUCCCAUCUCUGUAUCAUAUGCGUUCAAAAAGGAUGCCAGAGGCGAACGCCAUGGUUCUGCUGCUGAGAGACUUCUAGCUGCACAGAAUCCCCUGUCUCAAGCUGAUCGUCCCCAUCAGCUGUUUGCCGAUGCCCCUCCCCCUGCACCAUUACCACAGCCUCCAACAUUAGUCCCCCCUCCACCACCUGUGGCCAUGCUUGGUAUGGUUCCUCCACCACCACCAACUCCUGGUAUGCACCCUCCUCCACCUCCGCCAGUUCCACCACCAUCCAGUAUGCCACCUCCUCCAAUGACGAUGCCACCGGGCAUUCCUCCGCCUCCAUUACCUCCACAACCCAUGCACCAUCCAGGUCACCCACCCCUGCCUCCAGGACCACCAGGGAUGCCACCACCACCACUCAACAGGGCUGGACCACCACCAUUGCCUCCCAUGCCUCCCACAUCAACUCAACAGCAACUUUCGCAGCAGCAACCGCCUACACCGCAGCAGCAGCAAAACAGCAUGGGACCAGGGAUGGGCCAAAUGGGGCACAUGCCUCCAAUGCCACCGCCACCUCAAGGAGGCCCUCCACCACCAAGAAUGAUGCCACCUCCAUGGCAGGGAGGAGGGCAGUUUCCACCACCACCUCCACAUCAUCAGGGUCCCUAUCAAGGCAACUAUCCUCCCCCACCACCACCUCAUGGUGGUCCACCACCUGGUUGGCGACCACCCCCACCAGGCCGACCUCCAUUUGGACGGCCACCAUUUCCGCCUCGUGGUCCCCCUCCACCGCCAAGAGGCAUGAGACCACCACCUCCACGUGGCAUGAGACCUGGUCAGCCGGGAAGCAGCGACGGUUCAUACGACAAUUAUGACAACUCUUAUGAUAAUAAUAACUAUGAGAACAACUAUGAUAAUUCAUAUGAUAAUUAUUAGGCAGAGUGUUUAUAAUUCAGUUGUAAGAAUUAUUCAGUGCGUAUCCUAAUUUGGAGAAAGUUUUUCCACAGAUUUAGUAACUUUAUUAUCAUGUUACAUGUCGCCAGUGGAUCACGUUGAGAAUUAUACAAAUCUGUAGUGUGUAUGAGACAAGUGAGAUACCGUAUAUGAUCAUGGAUGUCGCAUGCUCAUUUUUUCACGUCUCCAUCACACUCCUCUCAUUACUUUCUAAUUUUUCAUCGCCAUCAUAAAUUAUGAGCCCUCAUUAAAUUGAAGUUAUGACACAUUUUAUGCCGUGCUGUAGAGAUUCUGAUAUCCAUUUUCCUAUUGAAAAUUAGAAGGUAUGCAAAAUGGCAGUGUUUUGUCAAAUUCAGUUUUCUUUUUGUGUUCAUCAGUCAUGUUGGAGAAUGUUGUGUCAUUUUUUCCCAUAUUUUCCACAGAAAAAUUAAGUCAGUCCUGACUGGAAAGCCUGAUAUUUGAAAAAUAUGUAUUGAAGCUGAAGCCUCAUGAUGCGCUUGAAAUGCAAGCUGCAGGCUGUUCUGUUUUGUAAUCCUCGACAUGGUAUUUGUCAUUUCAGAGCAUUCAGUUUAUUGCACAGAGUUGUAGAUUAUUUUUCUUGUAUUUCACUGUGGAAAUGUUUUGAAUAAAAAUUGUAUAUCUUAA
Messenger RNA from Zootermopsis nevadensis, 2289 nucleotides. Its product is annotated as Spliceosomal protein on the X. The record is from RefSeq and is a predicted model, not a curated record. Gene Ontology annotation, biological process: positive regulation of mRNA splicing, via spliceosome. Gene Ontology annotation, molecular function: RNA binding. Lineage: Eukaryota; Metazoa; Arthropoda; Insecta; Blattodea; Termopsidae. Gene Ontology annotation, cellular component: nucleolus; U2 snRNP; precatalytic spliceosome.